AUGGGCCCAAAUCCUUUUAGGGUUGUUGUUAUCUAUAUGUCACCUCGAUAUGCCCAAAAGACAUCAUCGACUACUGACUCACAAUAUCAAUCUGUGCUGAACACUGAAAGUCAAAUUUAUUUGCGACACUGCAACUCUGAAAAGUUUUAUUAUGAAGCUCUUGAGAUCUUUGUAUCGGAGACCUAUUAUUAUACUAUACUAAGCGAUUGCAAUAACAACACUAAUUUAUAUGGUUACAUCUAUGAAAGUAAUUUCAAUCCACUUGCUCCACAUGAAAAUUUACUUGCAGAAAAUGACGAUAUUAGUAAAACUAGUCGUCAGUUUAAAUUUAGAAUUUCUCUUUAUGUCAACACUACUUAUAUAUUAGUAGUAACAACAUAUUCUCCUGAAGAUAUUGGCGAAUUUAAAAUCAAUUUCAUCGGAUGGAAAAAUAUUAAUAUCAAACGUCAAAUCUGGGUGAGGGUGGACGACGGUGCGAAUGCGUCUGAGACUUACGAAAGCCAUAUUCAAAAGNAAGAUGACGACGACGACGAUGAUGAUGAGGAGGAUGAUGAAGACGAAGAAGAAGAAGAAGAAAACAAUAAUUCGAAUAUAUCAACAACAAAUGUUCAGCCAAAUAAUGCAACUAAAACAAAUGAUGUAUCAACACAAAGUGGCUCUCUUCAAUAA
This is a messenger RNA of Adineta ricciae, 669 nucleotides long. Lineage: Eukaryota; Metazoa; Rotifera; Eurotatoria; Adinetida; Adinetidae. The record is from the annotation of a GenBank genome assembly.